Messenger RNA from Pygocentrus nattereri (red-bellied piranha), 1833 nucleotides. RefSeq names its product target of myb1 membrane trafficking protein (gene tom1). The record is from RefSeq and is a predicted model, not a curated record. Gene Ontology annotation, biological process: signal transduction. Gene Ontology annotation, molecular function: phosphatidylinositol binding; clathrin binding; ubiquitin binding. The coding region runs from base 97 to 1545 and encodes 482 amino acids. Lineage: Eukaryota; Metazoa; Chordata; Actinopteri; Characiformes; Serrasalmidae. The transcript is spliced from 16 exons. Gene Ontology annotation, cellular component: endosome; membrane.
CCAUCACCGGGUAAAGCUGCUCCACGGCCUCAGAGAGAGCACCGCCGAGCCGGGAGUUGACAGACUGAAGAAAGCGAUAUUCAGCUGACGGCAAAGAUGGACUUUUUAAUAGGAAAUCCGUUCUCGACUCCAGUAGGCCAUCGAAUAGAAUAUGCCACAAGCUCAAGUCUGCAGUCAGAGGACUGGGGCCUAAACAUGGAAAUCUGUGACAUCAUCAAUGAGACGGAGGAAGGACCUAAAGAUGCUGUCAGAGCGAUAAAGAAGAGGAUUGUCGGGAAUAAAAACUUUAGAGAAGUCAUGCUUGCUUUGACUGUUCUGGAGGCUUGUGUAAAGAACUGUGGCCACAGGUUCCAUCUCCUGGUGUCGACCAGAGAAUUUGUAGAGGGGGUUUUGGUCCAAACAAUUUUACCUAAAAAUGAGCCUCCUCUAGUUCUUCAUGACAGAGUACUGAGUAUUAUACAGGCCUGGGCUGAUGCAUUCCGCAGUUCACCAGAUUUAACGGGAGUAGUUUUUGUGUAUGAAGAUCUCAGAAGGAAAGGGCUGGAAUUUCCGAUGACUGAGCUGGAAAAUUGUUCCCCAAUCCACACACCCAUCAAGCGAGUUCCUGACCAGAAGUUCCCCGUAACCAUGUGUGAUGCCCCCCUCUCCCCUACACACCCAGUUCAGUCCCCACCGCAGACUCCUUCCAUGCAGAAUCCAGAAGGCCCCAUCAUUUUAUCACCUGAUCAGGUGAAGAAGCUGAAGGCUGAUCUGGAGGUAGUUCGUAGUAACCUCAGAGUGAUGUCAGAUAUAAUGAUUCAAAUGGAUCCUGGACGCAUUCCGAAAUCUGACACAGAACUCCUGCGGCAGUUGUACUCCUCAUGUAAGGCAACACAGGAACGAGUAGUGCACCUUAUUCCCAGAGUAACUGAGGAGACGUUGGUAGAGCAGCUGCUGGUUGCCAAUGACGACAUGAACGCAACCUUCACACGAUAUCACAGUUUUGAAAGACAUCUCAACAGACAGAACACUGGACAAUCGUGUCCCACUUAUGGCAACCUUAUUGACCUCAACUCUUCUAAAUCACACAACCAAUCAAAGCAAUCAACCCCUAUUCAUGAGCCCAUCAGCCACACAGUCGACUCACUGUCCAGUCAGAUGGCUGGCCUAAGCACAAAAGUAGAAGGCCAUACACAACAACAACACUAUUCUUCAGGGCGGCUCCAAAACAGGGAGGAGAAUUCUACAGUACUGGACGAACUAGCUGCAGGACAAACUCAACUGCAUAAUGCUGAAGUGGAUGACAGCCGAGACUCCAUCCCCCUCGGCACCUCCUCUGAAUUUUAUUGGAUGGUGGACAAGGGCAUGAUCCCUGUCAAUCAGAGUGGUGUGAUGGACGACAUUGAACGGUGGCUUGAUGUGGAUGAUGAUGAUGACUUGGCAGAUUCUGAGGGCGUGACCAGUGAAGAGUUUGAUCGAUUUUUGGCAGAGAGAGCAAAAGCAGCUGAGCGUCUUCCCUCUGUGAAAGCAUCAACUCAUGACCACCUGCCAUCAAAACCGCAGUGAUUACAAGAACAUGGUCAUCUACAACUAACACAUUCCCCAGCAAGGAUCAUCAUUAGCACAAAAAUAGAUGAUGAAGAAGAAUGUUUUUAAAUGUUUAUGGGUUUAUGCAAUGGCUAUAAUCAUGUCAUAAAAAUGCAUCACAGAGAAGAAACGCUGCAUAACAUGAAUUUUAAAUGUACUAAUCGUGAUUUUAGGGCUCUGGCACUGACGUUGUGCCAUUCUCUGGUUUACCAGGCUGUUAUAUAUCUUUUGCAACAAGCACUUUUAUAAAACAAUGCUAGUAUGAAA